This is a messenger RNA of Phaethon lepturus (White-tailed tropicbird), 1540 nucleotides long. It is a transcript of the gene LANCL1, whose product is annotated as LanC lantibiotic synthetase component C-like 1 (bacterial). Gene Ontology annotation, biological process: carbohydrate metabolic process; peptide modification. Gene Ontology annotation, cellular component: plasma membrane. The coding region runs from base 52 to 1113 and encodes 353 amino acids. The transcript has 8 exons. Lineage: Eukaryota; Metazoa; Chordata; Aves; Phaethontiformes; Phaethontidae. The record is from RefSeq and is a predicted model, not a curated record.
CCUGAAUUCACGCAGCGGCUGAAUAACAAAAUCAGGGAGCUGCUCCAGCAGAUGGAGAGGGGCCUCAAGUCUGCCGACCCGCAGGACUGCACUACGUAUACUGGCUGGGCAGGCAUUGCUUUGCUGUAUUUGCACCUGUAUGAUGUGUAUGGAGACCCAGCCUACCUUCAGGUGGCCCACGAGUACGUGAAGAAGAGCCUGAGCUGUCUGACAAGACGAUCUAUCACUUUCUUGUGUGGAGAUGCAGGGCCCCUGGCAGUGGCUGCUGUUGUUUACCACAAACUGCAGAACCAGAAGCAGUCAGAAGACUGCAUCACUCGUUUGCUCCAUCUACACAAGCUUGACCCACGAGUGCCAGAUGAACUGCUGUACGGGCGCAUGGGCUAUCUCUAUGCACUGGUAUUUGUCAACAAGCACUUUGGAGAGGAAAAGAUCCCUCCAAGUCACAUUCAACAGGUCUGUGAAGCCGUUGUAGCCUCAGGAGAGAGCUUGGCCAAAAGGAGGAACUUUACAGCAAAGAGUCCACUGAUGUAUGAGUGGUACCAGGAGUACUAUGUAGGGGCAGCCCAUGGUUUGGCUGGGAUUUACUACUAUCUCAUGCAGUCUGGCCUUGGAGUGAGCCAAGUAAAGCUGCACAACACAGUCAAACCCAGCGUGGACUAUGUCUGCCAGCUCAAGUUCCCAUCUGGCAAUUACCCUCCAUGCAUCGAUGACACCAGAGACCUGCUCGUCCACUGGUGCCAUGGGGCACCAGGUGUUAUCUACAUGCUUGUCCAGGCAUACAAGGUCUUUGGGGAACAGCAGUACCUAAAUGAUGCCCUGCAGUGUGCAGAAGUGAUCUGGCAGCAUGGGUUACUGAAGAAAGGCUACGGGCUGUGCCACGGGACAGCUGGCAAUGCUUAUGGCUUCCUAGCACUGUACAACCUCACUCAGAACAUGAAAUACCUGUACAGGGCCUGCAAGUUUGCAGAGUGGUGUUUAAGCUAUGGUCAACAUGGAUGCCGGACUCCAGACACGCCAUUCUCUCUCUUUGAAGGAAUGGCUGGAACGAUUUACUUUCUUGCUGACCUGCUGGUGCCAACCAAGGCCAAGUUCCCCGCAUUUGAACUCUAAAUCUGAGCUUGGCAGUUUCCUGCCUGAAUCCGUCCACACUUGGAAAAGCGGUUCGAAGCUGCUUUCUCCUUCUUCCAACCUCAUUGCUGUUCACCUAACUGAACGUAAAUCCAUCCUCCUGGGGGCGUACUGAGUUCUCUAAUAUUUCUACUCAUCUCAUUGCAUUGUUUAUAUUUAAAAGACAGAAUGCAGAUUUUGCUGGUGUCUCUUAAAAAUGUGGGGCUGCAGGUGGGAGCAGGGAGAAAAUAACACGGUAUUUUGUUGGCAAUAGAGUUUUGCUAUUUUCUGUAUCCCAUUUCCUGGGAGAAGGUUUUCUAUUGAAUGUAACUUUGGCCAUUUAAUUACAUUUUUUUGUGUGCUGACAAAUAGUUGCAGGAAUUUAGUUGCCUUUGGAAAAGAAAAGAUGAAGAACUGAGACUAUUGCCCU